AUGACUGUCGCAGAUGAACACGUUAUUGAGUGGCACCCCGCCCGGCUGCUGCAGAUUCGGGACAAUGUCCCCGAGUUUGCCUUGCUCAUCCUGAAUCAGCCAUUGCGAAAUGGCACGAGUCUGCGCAGCCUUUGGAAGAAUUCGUCGUUGAGGAUCGCAGCCGACGGAGGAGCCAACCGUCUUCAUGAGUUGUCGUCGUUUCGGGGCAAGUUUGCCAACCUUCAGGCCAUUAUUGGCGAUCUAGACUCACUGACCCCCUCGGUCCGUGAGUUCUACACCUCGCAGCCCACUCCCGCCCAGGUUGUCCAUGACAAGGACCAGCACUCGACGGACUUCGGCAAGGCCAUCACUUGGAUCCGCAAGAAGCACCCAGAGGGCAUCGACAUUGUUGCUAUGGGCGGCAUUGGAGGCCGCCUGGAUCAGGGUCUCAGCCAACUUCACCACCUGUACCUGUUCCAGCAGGAUGACAACUACGCUAGUGGGCGCAUCUUCCUCCUCUCUGGGUCGAGCCUCACUUUUCUCCUCAAGUCGGGAUCUCAUCGUAUCCACAUAAGGGGGGAGGACGACGACAGCAGCAUCAGCCAAAAUGACGUGUUUGGAAAGUACGUUGGCAUCAUCCCCCUCAAGGAGCCCAGCCGCAUUACCACUAGAGGUCUCCAGUGGGAUGUCGUCGACUGGGAGACGCAGAUGGGCGGCAGGAUAAGUACUAGUAACCAUAUCUUGCCCGAAUCUCGCGUCGUAGAGGUCGAGACUACAAAGGAUGUUUUAUUUACCAUCGCCCUGGGUAGAAGCGAGGGCGAGGAUGAUGCUUAG
This is a messenger RNA of Geosmithia morbida, 813 nucleotides long. Its product is annotated as thiamine pyrophosphokinase. Gene Ontology annotation, biological process: thiamine diphosphate biosynthetic process; thiamine metabolic process. NCBI's taxonomy places the organism in Eukaryota, Fungi, Ascomycota, Sordariomycetes, Hypocreales, Bionectriaceae. Bases 1 to 813 code for a protein of 270 amino acids. The record is from RefSeq and is a predicted model, not a curated record. The transcript is spliced from 3 exons. Gene Ontology annotation, molecular function: ATP binding; thiamine diphosphokinase activity; thiamine binding.